Molecule: messenger RNA, 4059 nt
Organism: Cyanidioschyzon merolae strain 10D
Lineage: Eukaryota; Rhodophyta; Bangiophyceae; Cyanidiales; Cyanidiaceae
Product: similar to tight junction plaque protein Symplekin
Exons: 1
Coding region: 1-4059 (1352 amino acids)
Cellular component (GO): mRNA cleavage and polyadenylation specificity factor complex
Source: RefSeq, a predicted model, not a curated record
AUGGAUGGAAGCUCAGAAUCCAAACCAGAGACAACCCAGAGCUCUGAGCGAUGGAAACGCUGGGUUGAGGCCAGCGAGCAAACCUCGCGCCUCCUGCCACCAGAGCACCCGCUCUGGUGGUACCGCGCAGUCUCCUAUGAACCGAACGAACACGUACAGCGAACUGCUGCGCUGAUUCCGCAUCUGCUCAAGGAACCCAUCGACUGGAUCGAGCAAGACUUGGGCACUACCUCGCAAGCUGGCUCUGAUGCGCCCUGGUUGUCGAGUUGCGUCGCCGAGUGGCCGCGACACCUCGCCACGCUGCUGGCAAAAAGUCUCCCAGUAAACGGAGCAGCUGUUCUUGGGGCAGCUACUGCAACGCUUCGGCGCCUUGUCGAGAACCCGGAGGCUCCUCUCAGGCGCAUGCGACUGCUGUUACUGGUGAACUCGUUGCUGCGCUCACUUCGCACUAUUCUGGAGGCACUCACCUGCGAAGACUGGACUUUGCUGGGUGCCAGCCGGACCACAACUGCUGCAGAAGAGGUCCAGCAUCGCCCUGAACCGCUAGAGCAGCCUCGGCAGCAGGUUGCAGCGGAUGUUGCGCAGCUGCUGGACCGUGUUUUCGCUGCGGAUACAUUCGCAGACGCAAGUGGCAUCGCGCGCCUUCAGUCACAGCUUUUCAAACUCGCUGAACUCGUUGUGCUCUCCUUCACUUUUUCGCCAGUGGACUGGAGCUCACGCUCCUUCUCAGGGCGGGAUGCUGCACGACUUGCCGAUGUCAUCAGCCCGGUGAAGUGCCAGGAAUGGGUAGAGCAGGCGCUCUCGCGUCUGGCGGAGACGCCAGCUGGCGCCUCGUUCGUGCCGUUGCUGACGAGAGCCUCCUCGUUGGCGAGCAUCGCUCGUCGACGAGCAGAACUCGCAGUGCGUACGCUAGUGCCGCUGUAUGAUGUGGCGUUCAAGGAAUCGUUGCAUGUGAGAAGGAUUUCGCAGAAACAGUCCAUCGCACUGAACAUGCGAAUCCUCUUUCUCUGUCUCUUGCGCUGUCCGCAUAUGCUGCCGUUCAAGGAGGAACUGUAUGCUGCAUUGGAGCUAUUCGGCGCUGAGGAUCAGGCAGAAGCUGCUGCGAAUACUGCCGAGGAAUGUGAGCGGCAACUUGCGCUCCAGCAGGGCAGCGUUGCGCCCUGGAGCCGGGUUGUGCAAGACGGGCCGACGUGUCGCCAGCUGGAGGACAGUGAGCAGGUCGCUCGUCUCCUUGUCACGAGGAGCGCUGUCUCACCUGCAAGUUUGGAAGAGCUUGUGCUGGAGACGCUGCGGCAAAUGCCCACGAGCCGCCCGAUACAGGCUGCACCCGACGACGAGAGCAGUCGCAUGGAUCCGAGGCUCCGAGCGCAGGUUCUUGCAGCACAACAGAGUCAGCGUACGCAAGUGGAGAGCAUCCGUAAGCAUUUGAAAACGCUCCUUGCAGAAGAGGUGAAACGACGUCGUCCUGUAAUACGGGCUCAGGCGCCAGAAGUACGAGCGCUUCCGCUAACCGCGGAACAAUGGGAAACGCUGGGAGAGCAAGCGGUGCGGCGCCUCUUGCAGGCCGAGGACGCCAUGGAGCUCUGCGGGGCCAACGACCUGCGCCUCUCCUUGUUGGCACGCCUGCUCGCACAGGCAAGCUAUGGAGAAUCCUCGCUUAGCGAGGAAGUUGUCGACUUUAUCGUGCAAGACUUUUCCGGUCGAAUGGAGCUGGCGUUGCGAUGGCUCACGGCGCUGGUCGCAUGCGAUGCUGAGCUGCGGGGAGCACCUGAAGAGCCGCCCCGUGGGCUGAAACGCUCGCACAGCGAGAUACGCGCUGAUCUAGAUGCUUCUGCCUCAAAGCGGGAGCGACUCGCGGCGCCUUGGCAGCGUGACGCGGCUGCUGAACCCGGCACUGAGCGCGACGAUAGAAUACCGACUGCGGAGACGCUUGCUGCGGUGGAUGCCACCAAUGGCAACGCUGCAGGAGUGAAGCGCGAGCUGCCAGCUCACGACCAUUCAAGAGACACGGAUGACAAGUCUGCGCCUGCUGCGGACGCAUCCCGCGUACACCAGUCAGCGUCCGCGAAUUCCAAUCAAACAGGUGCAGCACCGAAGGAGGCACCGAAUACAGCAAUGCCUGAACAGCUGGACGUCGACCUGGAUGAGAGCAAAGCGAAGCGGCUAACCGUUGCAGCAUUGAGGGCGGAACUGGCAAGGCGCCAUCUGGAUGCCAAGGGCACCAAGAAAGUGCUCCUAGAGCGAUUGCUUCAUGCGCGUGCCGAAGAGCGCCAGCGUCUGAGUGCAGAGGUAGGCGAACGUGCCGCGUCUACAGAUGCUGCUGUCGAGACCUCGGACGCCAGCAGCAAUCAAGCGUCUACCGACACACCGCAAGACGCGGACAAGCCCGUCAAGCCGCAAGCGUCGCAGAUGGACCUGGCGUCAGCAUCGUCAGAGUCACCGUCAUCAACUCUCGCUGCUGCUGCUGCUGCUGCUGCUCAUACUGAUACUGCUCAACGCAUUCCUGACACCGCAUUACCCAUGUUGACACCAGCUGACCCCGCUUUACAUACAGCGGAGCUGGGCGUUAUACGCGCUCGCGUCGCCAAGGCGCUACGCGAGUCUGCGCUGCUCGACGAGGACAAAAGUGCUUCGCUCCUUGCCAUAGCCGAAUCGGAUACCGCAUUCCCCGAAGCACGCUACGAGCGUCUGCUGGAUACUCUACUUGAGCGUCUCACAUCUCAUGCCAAAGUUCCCGACUCACUCCUAGCCCGUUUCCUCGCUGAGUUACCUCGCGUGCCUCCAUGGGUGUAUGUGCUCUUGUCGCAGAUGGCAACGGAACCCCGUCGGGCUUUCUCUGCCCUGGCUGCGCUCAAGGAGCUCUGCACCCUACGUUACAGUGUCGAUCGCGAGCGUGCCCUGGACACAACGCUUGAACUCUGCUGUUCUGAUGAUGAACUGGUGCGGGGACCGGCCUCACGGCUCGUUGCGGACACGCUUUUUGCUGAGCAUGCGCUCCUAGCACCGUGGAUCGCGCACCGACUCCAGUUGUGGCUGAGCAAGGCCCUGGAACGUGCCCUGCUGAACGCUUCACCGUCACCAGCAGCUGAACGAUAUCGUUUGCGUUUGGAACGUCUCGCUGCGACGUAUCUCGCACUGGUCCGACACGACGUGACGCUACUCGAGUUUUACGUGAAUGAACUGUACGCACGAGCGAGCACCGAUGCGUCACUUGCCGCGAGCUUGCAGCGUCUCUGUGGCGAUCGAGCGCUCUUCCGUUGGUCGGCGACGAGCGAUCGUCUCGAAGCGCUUAUCCGAGAGGCACCGAUCCCGGAAACCAGUCCACUGAUUGUCCAGAUCGUGGAACUGGUCGCGGAAACGCUGUUCAACCAGACAGGCAAACUGCCGUCAUCGCUAGUCGAUGCGGUAUGGCAGCGGUAUCAGCGCGAAGGGCGCGUAUCGCUGCUGCUCUUGUUGCCGGUACUCAGGGCACUGUCCGCGGAGCAGGCUCGGCAAGUGCUCCCGUCACUCGUCCAACAGCUGGACGCUGAUCAACGACGACUUGCCUGGGAACGUCUGGUGCUGGUUGCCAGUGGACGUACCACGCCACCGCUGACACCGAGCGCGCUUGUCGAGGCCCUGCAUCGUCUCGACUCCAAGUCCGAGGCGAUUCCGCUGAAACUCCAGAUUGAGGCGGUGCAAACCUGCUUCGAGAUGGACACGAUAUUCACUGCGCAGUGCUGGGCAAGUGCCCUGCAGAGUAUGGUGCGUUCCCCGCACCCGCUGCCGGUGAUGCUCAUGCGAACGCUGCUUCAGGUGGUGGCGCGGUACCCCAAGACCCAACACCUCAUCCUGCAACUGCUCACAACGCUGGUCACUGAGCGUCGUAUCUGGGAAUAUCCAAAACUAUGGCCGGGUUUUAUUCGGGCAUGUGUGUUGCUGAUGCCACAGAGCGCGAGUCUCGUGGUGGCGCAUCUACCGAGCGCUGUUCUAGACCGAGCGCUGAGGGAGUCGGCGGAACUGCGCGAAGCACUUGCAGCGUUCGCGGAAGCGCAUGCUGAAAACGAGCAUCGCGGGUGA